Messenger RNA from Sphaerulina musiva SO2202, 1956 nucleotides. Its product is annotated as MBOAT-domain-containing protein. The record is from RefSeq and is a predicted model, not a curated record. The transcript has 5 exons. Bases 127 to 1821 code for a protein of 564 amino acids. Gene Ontology annotation, molecular function: 1-acylglycerol-3-phosphate O-acyltransferase activity; 1-acylglycerophosphocholine O-acyltransferase activity. Gene Ontology annotation, biological process: lipid modification; glycerophospholipid biosynthetic process. Gene Ontology annotation, cellular component: membrane; endoplasmic reticulum. Lineage: Eukaryota; Fungi; Ascomycota; Dothideomycetes; Mycosphaerellales; Mycosphaerellaceae.
UGUAGCUAAGGUACCACUGGAUCUCUCACGCCUACUCUAUUGGGAACAUCAUGGUCUGAGACGCGGUCAUAAUUCUGCUGUCGAUAUCAAGAGGGACGGGAGCCACUUGGCUCACAAAGCUCGAAGAUGCUGCCCUAUAUCAACACUCCGUUUUCAUAUGUCGCAGGAAAGCUGGGUGCUUCGACCGACGAGUUCAAACUCAUAUCUUCGUUCUUGAUAUCAUAUCCACUUGCAGCUGUCUUGAAGCGAUUGCCUGAUGACAAGCCACAUCUGAAAAACAUCUUCAGCAUCUCCGUCGCUCUGUUUUACCUUGUCGGCCUCUUCGACCUAUGGAGUGGUUUGUUUGUGGUUUUGUUUGAUGCCAUUGGCACAUAUCUGAUCGCAGCCUACAUUGGAGGACCUUAUAUGCCAUGGAUCGGCUUCACCUUCUUGAUGGGCCACAUGUCGAUUAGCCACAUUUACCGCAUGAUCGAAGAUAGCCCAAGCUCAGUUGAUAUCACUGGAGCGCAGAUGGUCCUCGUUAUGAAGCUUUCUGCUUUCUGCUGGAACGUCUGGGAUGGAAAGCAGAAAGAUGAAGACCUGAACGAUGUUCAAAAGGAGCGAGCUAUCAGACAACUCCCUAGUGUAUUGGACUACGCGGGGUUCGUGUCAUUCUUCCCGUCGAUCAUGGUUGGGCCGGCCUUUGACUAUGUGGACUAUGAACGAUGGCUCAACACUACUAUGUUCGCGCUGCCGCCCGGUACAGAUCCUGCAAAGGCACCACCAACGCGAAAGAAGCGGAAGAUUCCCAGAAGUGCGACUCCGGCUAUGUUCAAGCUCAUCACUGGCUUGCUGUGGACCGUCUCAUUCCUGCAGCUAUCCGCAUACUUUUAUCCCGAAAUGCUGCUCAGCGAGGAGUAUAAGGACAUGAACAUAUUCAAGCGCAUUUUCCAUAUGUAUGCGAUGAACUGUGUGCAGCGGAUGAAGUAUUAUGGAGUCUGGACACUGACUGAAGGCGCCUGCAUCCUGUCGGGUAUUGGGUACAAAGGAUUGAAUGCAAAGACUGGAAAACCUGAUUGGAAUCGCCUGACCAACAUCCAACCCUGGGGUGUAGAACUCGCUCAAAAUACUCACGCCUAUCUGGGAAAUUGGAACAUCAACACCAACCACUGGCUGCGUAACUACAUCUAUCUACGAGUGACGCCGAAAGGCAAAAAGCCAGGCUUCCGAGCCAGUAUGGCCACUUUCGUGACAAGUGCUUUCUGGCACGGAUUUGCUCCAGGUUACUACAUGGCAUUUCUCCUUGCCAGUUUCAUUCAAAAUGUUGCCAAGAAUGCCCGUCGACUCUUGCGGCCUUUCUUCCUCACGCCAGACGGUACCAAACCGACCAAAUACAAGCCAUACUACGAUGUCUUCACAUGGCUCGUCACACAGCUAGUCUUCUCAUUCACAACGACCCCUUUCAUCUUGCUCGACGUUCAUGACAGCAUGCUCGCGUGGGCUCGGGUGUACUUCUACGCCGUCAUCGGCGUUGCAGCAUGUAGUGGGUUCCUGGCAUCACCCGGCAAGGCCUGGCUGCAGAGAAAAGUCAAAGCUCGCAGUGGUAGUGGCAGGCCCCAGCUCCAGAAGGCCGAUAGCUUCGAGAAUAUGUCUGGAGCGACGCUGGGUGUACCUUCGGAACCUGGCCAAGAAUUUGAUGAGAUGGUUGACGAGAUUGUGGAAGAAGUGCGAAAGAGGAAAGGUCAGCAGGCGUUUCCUGAUGCCCAGGAGUUGAGACGCAGGGUAGAGACUGCAUUGAAGAGGGAAACGAGUGAUGAGAAGAAGAGUGCGAAGGAGCUUUGAGGUGCAAAGUCGUUUCAACGAGUUGGGAUCCAGGCGAACAAAGUAGAGCUGUUAGAAACAGAGGCGGUAUUGGUGUCCCUAGCAAUUCAUAUAGUAGCACUGCACACGAUGAGUCUAUAGAGUUGCCAAGCUUUC